Molecule: messenger RNA, 2678 nt
Organism: Astyanax mexicanus (Mexican tetra)
Lineage: Eukaryota; Metazoa; Chordata; Actinopteri; Characiformes; Acestrorhamphidae
Gene: pecam1a
Product: platelet and endothelial cell adhesion molecule 1a
Exons: 15
Coding region: 171-2408 (745 amino acids)
Biological process (GO): cell surface receptor signaling pathway
Molecular function (GO): transmembrane signaling receptor activity
Source: RefSeq, a predicted model, not a curated record
UGCAGAAACAAAAGAAACGGUCAGAGCUGAUCUGGAGCUUACGGCACCCAGCGCCGACCGGACCGGACCCACAAGACCCGCCGACCCGACCGGACCCCCAAACACCCGGACCUGCCGACGCGACCGGACCGGACCCACCGGACCCCCAAACACCUGGACUCACUGGCAGCAUGCAGCUGCAGACUCCACACCUCACUCUGGUUCUGAUCAGCCUGCUGAGUCUCAAUUGUGGCAGCUGGGCUCAGUCAGCGUUUACCAUCGACUCGGUGAAACUGACCCUUCUGCCGGGUAACUCAGUGGAAAGUGGCACCAAAGUGACCUUGCGCUGCGAUGUGAAGGUCAGCCACAGUUUCCCCCAGCUCUCCCACACCUUCACCUUCAUGAAGUACAACACCAUCAUCUACUCCAAAAACAGCAGCCAGGCCAUGGUGGAGCGCAGCUUUACUCCAGCCAGACGGUCCAACAGCGGCUCCUACCAGUGCCGGGUCACCAUCCACUCCAAGGAGAAGAGCAGCAACACCGAGACCCUGACCGUCAGAGGUCUGCAGACGCCGCUGCUGAGGGUGGAGUCGAAUGUUGUGAAUGAAGGUGAAAAGGUUACAGCUACAUGCAGCGUUCCAGAGGAGACCGGUCCCCUGCAGUUCUCCUUCUACAGGAACCAGCAGAUGUUUAUGAUCCUCACCUCCAAUGAAAACUCAACCAACACUUCUGUGGAAUUCCAGGAAUCCGGGGAAUCGGACCUGCACUGCACCUACAGACACAUGGAGUUUCCAGACUCAUCCAACAGCAGCAACAUCGAGAGAGUCUUAAUCCAACCUGUUACUAUCAUCCCCUCGAUAAAAGUUCAACCUGGUUUGGAGGUGGUGGAGGGGGACCGGGUGAGGAUCAGCUGUGAUGUUUUGGGUCACAGUAAAAAUGGGUAUGAAGUUUUCCUAACGGACAGAGAGACGCUGCUGAUGUCCAGCCCGUCAUCCUUUACCCACAGCUUUGAGGUGAAUGCCAGCAGCAGCGGGAGAUAUGUGUGUAAAGUGGAGACGGGCAAGACUGAGAAGAUCUCCACCGCAGAGCUGUUUGUAGCAGAGCUGUUGUCGAGGCCUGUUCUGAGCAUGAGUCCACAGCAGGUUUUCCAGGGCCAGAUGUUAACUCUGAGCUGUAGGACUCUCAACAUCAAUCAAGAGAGGAUCACUAAGGCAGACGUGAAGUUUGAAUUAUACAAAGACCAGCAUCCUCUAAAAGAAGGCCACACCUUCAACUUCACAGCAAGCCAAUCCAGCAACGGGAACUACACCUGUAGAGCUACAGCUAAGAACAUCACCAAGGAAAGCAAACAGCUGAUAAUUAACGCCAAGGUGCCGGUCUCACCUCCAGUUAUUCGAGCGGUCGGACAGGUGAUAGUGGGGAAGCCAUUCCAGCUCCUGUGUGAGAGUGAACUGGGAACUCUGCCCAUCUCCUACACAUUACUGCGGUACCAGAGACCCUUUUACACGCUGACCGUAUCCGGACCUCAACGCAGCGCAGUGUUCAACAUCUCCUACAUCAACCAUGCAGAUGAAAUCCACAGCUUCACCUGUCAGGCCCAGGGAGGAGCCUACAGCAGGUUCAGCCAAGCCCUCAACACACCUGUCAUAGAACCUGUGUCCAAGCCGGAGCUGUCUCUGGGGUUUCCCAGGGGUCAGACGUUCACAGAGGGGACGGAUGUGAGUCUGUACUGCAGUGUUCAGCAGGGCACGGUGCCGGUGACCUUCUUCUGGUACCGGGUCGGUUCCUCCAGACCCCUGUUCACCAGUCGCUCCUCCGUGACCCGCGGAGAACACGUCAUCAGAUCCAUCACCCGAGAUCACCGGGGAAAGUACUACUGCGGAGCCUACAACGACGCCGGCCAGACCCAGAACAGCGAACCGGUCACUGUCGGAGUGAAUCUGGCGGGCUGGAAGAAAGCCGUCAUCGCUGUGAUCUGCAUCCUGAUCCUGGUUCUCAUCGUCGCAAUUCUGGUCCUGUUCCUGAAGAAAGCCAGAACUCCCCGUAAACGAAAGCGAGCGGUUGAGCUCUCUGUAAAACCGGCGCGCCCGAAAUCCAGCGACCCAAUGAGGAUGAGCCUCACUCUGGACAUCGAGGACAACACAGCAGUUAACAACACUCCGGGAGUGAUGGGCAGGAACGUGUGGAGUGAUCACGUCUCAGACUCCGAAUCCGAUGAUCCGGGUCGGGAGGAAGAGUGUGAGAAGUUGAGAUACACAGAGAUUCAGCCUCAGCAACCCAACAACCCUGAAGAAGUAGCUCUGGUGGUGGAGGAGUGUGUGAUAGUGAAUAGUGAGCUGCAGGAUGGAACACAGGAAGAUCCAGACCAUCAAACCACAGACUCUGUGGAGUACGUCCAGCUCAACCACUGCAAUCAGAACCCCGAGUAAACCCGGCCGCACCCUGGCUCCGCCCCCUUUAAUUACACCGCUAAUUUAUUCUGCUUCUCCACUGGGGAGGGGGGAGGGGGGGCGCACGGCUGGACACGAGCCGGCGGUCCUGUGGGAUAUUUGUGUGUAUAUGAGUUAAACAGUCGUGGUGUUGAGUUAUGUGUUGAGUUAUGGAUGCUGUUAUUGACAUUGUGUUGAAUUAUAGAUGUUGUGUUGGGUUAUGGACAAUGUGUGUAAAGCUGAGAAUAAAGGUUCUGCUUUCAGAAAUCA